AUGGCAGGCCAACAAAAGCAGCAGCUUAGUACUGUCGCGCAGCCACAAACAGUUCUUGAUCAGGUCCAAAGAGGACGUAAGCGUAAGAGCCACUGGGAUGAUGUCUCACAGCAGCCACAACCAGUUCUUCUUGUCGCGCAGCCACAAUCAGUUCCUGAUCAGGCGACUAUGCAUGCUUGGAGGUUGCAUGUCGCUAGGCUUCCUCCUACAACAAUUGUGUUAUCUGUAGCUUCAUAUUCUAAUGAUGCUAUGUUAACUAUUGGCGGAAACAUUGAUGGACGACAUGUUGUGAGUGUACAUUUGAAUUACAUGGGGAAAUAUGCCCUUGUGGAGACGUGA
Molecule: messenger RNA, 339 nt
Organism: Microthlaspi erraticum
Lineage: Eukaryota; Viridiplantae; Streptophyta; Magnoliopsida; Brassicales; Brassicaceae
Source: the annotation of a GenBank genome assembly